UUUGAGUAUUAUCAUAAAUAAAUAAAAUGAGAAAAGGGUCAAUUGAGUACGUCAUUACUCAUUUUGUAUGAAAUGGAGUAAAGAGUACACUAUGUUGUAUUUGGCAUUCAUAAGUACAUAAACUCAGUUUUUUAGUGUUAAUUAAGUACAUUCAUUGGAUUAAUACGUUAAUACGACUGAUUUGGCUAAUGGAAUGCUGAGUAACAAGGGGUAAUUGGCCACGCUGAUGGCGUCGACCAUCACGAAGGGCGUCGAUCAAGGGGAAGUCGACCUGCGGGGGCUGACAUCAACCAAGUGAAAGUCGACCAAGGGAUCGAGGAAUGACGUGGACUUUCAGGAAGUCAACCUAUUACUUUUUUGUUUGUCAACUCAGACGUAUUAACGUGUUAAUCUACUGUGUGUACUCAAUUAACGCACAAAAACCGAGUUUGAGUACUUAAAACCUCAGAUGUAAUAUGAUGUACUUUUUACUCCACCUUAUACAAGUUGAUAUACUCAAUCCACUUUUCUUAAAAAAAUUGGCAUUAAAGUUACUAAACAGGGCCAUCCUUGAUUAUGGAGACAUGGAGUCAUCUCAAAACUUCAAAAGAAGAUGGAGAUAGGAUCAGUGGACCACCGUCUUCGACCUCGGGUCCUUCCAUGGGCUGGGACUAGACACAGAAGCUGUUGGCAUUCCGGGAGGGACACUCACUCAUAAAUCAUCCAUUCAUUCAUACCUUCCCACUGCUCUAUACCCCACCACCCACCCCACACGCCCCUGUCUCGCUGCACUCCAAAGUCUAUCCUGUUUGACGCCACUGCUCCACACAGUCCAACAUUCAACAACACAUAAAAGAAAAAGUUGCUCAAACCCCGGAAUUUAAUACUAUUAUUCUGUCUUUCUUUUCUCUUCUCUGUGUAAUAGAUUCAAUGAAUCAUUGAAUAUGCACGCAUCCUGUGACACAGAACUUUGAACUUCUCUUCUCCGAUCUCUCCCCACCCUUCUUUCUCCAUAAUCCUUUUUUCCCUGAGCCUUCUUUCUUCCUAGCUGGCUGUUGUGAAAUUCGGGAAUGAUUGAUUGUUCCAAGCCUACAACAGAGAGUAUUGCAGUUCGUUUCUUUAUUUAAGCGCGAGAUACUAUUCUCUACCUUUUUACACUCGACCCAGAACUUGUGCCCUUGACAAAGAACUACCACCAUCUUUCUGGCCAACAUGUGAUCAGACACCUUUUCAUUGAAAUCAUAAUAUUAUUACAUUUCAUCAUGAAGUACAGUUGAGGAUAGUCUAGCACUGCAACUGAAGUAGAGAGGCUGCUCCGUGAUAUUCAUCAUACUCUAGGAGCAUUUGUAUCUGAUUCUCUAAUUGAAAAAUAUACCACAAUAAAAAGGAAAAAGUUCAAGUCGUAGGUCUUAUGAUGGCACAUAUUGCAGCAAAUCAUUUUAAUGGAGGGGCUCAUCAGGGUCUUCAAGUGAUGCAUUGUACAAGGAGCUAUGGCAUGCCUGUGCAGGACCACUUGUGACAGUUCCUCGUGAAGGGGAAAGAGUAUAUUAUUUUCCACAAGGUCAUAUGGAACAGCUCGAAGCAUCUACCCACCAGGGAAUAGACCAGCAACUUCCUUCAUUCAAUUUACCGGAUAAAAUUCUGUGCAGAGUGAUGAAUGUUGUUCUUCAGGCUGAACCUGAUACGGAUGAGGUGUAUGCUCAAAUAACCCUGCUUCCUGAAACAGAUCAAAGUGAGGUCACAAGUCCCGACCCUCCUCUCCCUGAAAGUCAGCGAUGUGAAAUCCAUUCAUUUUGCAAAACACUCACCGCUUCUGACACAAGCACCCAUGGAGGAUUCUCUGUUCUUAGGCGACAUGCGGAUGAAUGUCUGCCCCCAUUGGACAUGUCUCAACAGCCGCCGUGGCAGGAACUUGUUUCUACUGAUCUGCAUGGCAAUCAGUGGCAUUUUCGUCACAUCUUUCGCGGUCAACCUAGGCGUCACUUACUCACAACUGGGUGGAGUGUUUUCGUUAGUGCGAAGAAAUUAGUAGCUGGAGAUGCCUUCAUAUUCCUCAGGGGUGAAAAUGGGGAACUUAGAGUUGGGGUACGGAGGCUAAUGAGGCAACUAAACAAUGCGCCAUCUUCUGUCAUAUCAAGUCACAGCAUGCAUCUGGGAGUUCUUGCUACUGCUUCACAUGCCAUCUCAACAGGGACUUUUUUCUCUGUUUUUUACAAGCCAAGGACAAGUCCGUCUGAGUUUAUUGUGAGUGUGAACAAAUAUCUUGAAGCGAAAAAUCACAAGUUUUCUGUUGGAAUGAGGUUUAAGAUGGUGUUCGAGGGUGAGGAAGUUCUGGAAAGAAGGUUCAGUGGGACCAUAAUUGGCGUCGGAGAUGAUACAUCAUGUAGAUGGGCUAAUUCGAAAUGGAGAGCUUUGAAGGUUCAAUGGGAUGAGCCAUCAUCAAUUUUUCGUCCUGAAAGGAUAUCUCCGUGGGAGAUUGAACCGCUUGUUGCAACAUUACCACCACACAAUCCCCAACCUCCUCCAAGGAACAAACGGUCACGCCUAGCAAUUUCAGCUUCACCCACACAGGAAUUUCCUGCGCAAGUCUCUGACAAUCUAUUCCCAA
Messenger RNA from Cuscuta europaea, 2587 nucleotides. The record is from the annotation of a GenBank genome assembly. NCBI's taxonomy places the organism in Eukaryota, Viridiplantae, Streptophyta, Magnoliopsida, Solanales, Convolvulaceae.